Molecule: messenger RNA, 2214 nt
Organism: Lodderomyces margitis
Lineage: Eukaryota; Fungi; Ascomycota; Pichiomycetes; Serinales; Debaryomycetaceae
Gene: ACF2
Product: Acf2p
Exons: 1
Coding region: 1-2214 (737 amino acids)
Cellular component (GO): cell surface
Molecular function (GO): glucan endo-1,3-beta-D-glucosidase activity; endo-1,3(4)-beta-glucanase activity
Source: RefSeq, a predicted model, not a curated record
AUGGGAUUGAGGGAUUUGAAAAAUGCAUUCAAACGCAUGGAUAUCCAUCAUCACGGUCAAAAUGUAUUACCCAAGCAAAAUGAAGCCAAUGAAGCCUCCUCGCUGAAUUAUCAAGAGCAACCGAAGCAGCAGCACCGCCCACUUGGUUCAAUAGAUGGUGAGGAUAUAUUUGAACAACCAAUUGCAGCCGGUGAACCACCACAAAUAUUUAAACGCAAAAACCAUGAACUUACUCCCCAGGGAUGUGCAUUGGAACAACCAAUUCAAACAAACAAUUUUUCCAAUAAUUUGACGUUGGAGGAUCAAACGUUUCCAGUUUGGACUCUCCCAUACUCUUUGUGGUUAACAAAAGACCCGGGUCAAGAUUUUGGAUUGGCAUUGAAUCACACUGAUGCAAAUCAGAGGGUAUUUGGACCAGAGCCGGAUGCCAAAGUCGCUCAGUUUUAUUUCAACCCACCAAGAAUUAAAUCAUUUGUACUCUCGGGUGAGAACUUUGACAAUGUCAGAAUGACGUUACAUGAUCAUCGAAAAAUGUCUGUAACUGCCAGGCUAGAGAUCCCGCAAGGGUGCAUUGAGAUCCCGUUGAUACAAGGUAUGGGCUUUAUCACUGCUAUAUAUGACAGAAUCAAGCCCGUUAUUGCUUCGCAAGUUGGGUAUCAAGAAUUCAAAAAAGUAGGCCAGAUUGACGGACUUCAGAAAUACCAAGUCAAAUUGUUUAAUCAAGUCAUUUGGUCGAUUUAUAGUGACAUAGAGUUAAAUCUAACCGAUCCCAACCAUAUCGUUGGGCAAAGUCCAGGUACAGUGCAAAUUUGCCGUGGAGACUCUUCCCACUAUGACGAUGCUGUUGGUUGUUAUCCUACUAGUGCAGAUAUAUCAGGAACGGUGAAAGGUGAUUGUGGUGAAUACAAGAUCAAGUAUGACAUAAAAGGAAGAUCAAGAUCGGGUAAAACGAUAAUCUGGGCCUUACCCCACCAUCAAGAAGUUUUGACUUCGGAUGGUGAAACUGAUCUAAAGCUUGAUUCGACUACAAAGGGAGUAAUGAAGGCAUACAAGACCAACGAGCUAGUCAUGCAAGAACAGGGGUUGCCGGUAGAUAUAUUGUGGGAUCCAUGGACCACUUUUGCAACAGGGGCACAUUUUUCCGAUUCAACUAUACAAUUGAUUCACCAGGGUGCUACUGAAGAGGUAAAGCAAGAUGUUGUUGGUAUGGCCAAUAUAGACUCAAUGUACACCUCGGGCAAAAUUUUGGACAAGUUUGCUUAUAUUGCCCACGUUUGUCACUUUAUUUUAAAAGAUGACAAACUCACCAAUGACAUCCUCCCCAAGGUUAAACAAGCGAUUGAGAUUUUUGCCAGAAAUCAACAGAAAUUCCCAUUGGUUUAUGACACCACUUGGAAAGGCAUUAUUUCGUCUGCUGAACCAGGAGCCGAUUUUGGAAAUUCAAACUACAACGAUCAUCAUUUCCAUUACGGUUACCACAUACAUGCGAUUGCUUUGGUUGCCCAUAUUGAUGAGGGUUGGCUACAUGCAAACAACAACCUAGUAUAUGAUUACGCAAUUGCACUUCUCAGAGAUGUUGCUAGUCCUAAAGCCGACCAGUUUUUCCCACAAUCUAGAUCAUUUUGUUGGUAUCAUGGCCACUCCUUCGCUCAUGGAAUCUUUGCUUCUGGAGAUGGCAAAGAUGAAGAGUCGUCGAGUGAGGACUAUCAUUUCGCUUAUGGAAUGAAAUUGUUUGCAAAUGUCGUCCAUGAUCAAGCAAUGGAAAGCAGAGCUAAUUUGAUGCUUGCCAUAAUGAAAAGAUCGAUGAAUAUGUACAUGCUUUUCUCCAACGAUAACAAAAUCCAGCCAGCCAAUUUCAUUCCUAAUAAAGUGGCUGGAAUUUCGUUUGAAAAUAAAAUCGAUUAUGCCACCUAUUUUGGUAGAGGUACAAUUGGUGACGAAUGGAUCCACGGGAUCCACAUGUUACCUAUAACACCCAUUUCUGGAUAUAUCCGUGGGCCAAACUUUGUUAAAGAAGAAUGGGAUCAGAAAUUAGGUCCUAUCAUUGAUAGAAUUCCAGAUGGCUGGAAAGGUAUAUUGAUGUUGAACAAAGCAUUGUAUGACCCAAAGAGUUCGUACGAUUGGUUUGCUAGAAAAGAUUGGGACCCGACCCAGAUUGACAAUGGUAUGUCCAGGACUUGGUCAUUGGCAUAUGUUGGGGGUAUCUUGGGUUAA